Messenger RNA from Rhinolophus ferrumequinum (greater horseshoe bat), 4680 nucleotides. It is a transcript of the gene NFIA, whose product is annotated as nuclear factor I A. The record is from RefSeq and is a predicted model, not a curated record. The coding region runs from base 470 to 1999 and encodes 509 amino acids. The transcript has 11 exons. Gene Ontology annotation, molecular function: DNA-binding transcription factor activity, RNA polymerase II-specific; RNA polymerase II cis-regulatory region sequence-specific DNA binding. Gene Ontology annotation, biological process: regulation of transcription by RNA polymerase II. Gene Ontology annotation, cellular component: nucleus. NCBI's taxonomy places the organism in Eukaryota, Metazoa, Chordata, Mammalia, Chiroptera, Rhinolophidae.
GGCCGCGGAGGCUCGGACCCGGCUGGCCGCGCGGCGCCGCAGCCGCCCCCUCCCCCACGCCCCCCCUCCGCCCCCGGCGGCGGCGCGAGCGGGCGGCGGCUGUGCGGUGCGGUGCAGAGCGGAGGCGGAGGCGGGUGCGCGGGCAGCUCGCGGGCACCCGGCCGGGCGGGCGCGGGAGCGGGAAAGGGUGCGCUAUGCCUUUAACGCCCGCGUACAGUAGACAUGUAUAGUGGAGUGUAGGGAAACUCUAGGCGGGGUUAAAGUUCAGCUCAUGGAGCGGCAAUAGCGCUGGCUGGCUGCAGUUGAGCCGAGUUGGAAAUGUGAACGCAAGAAGCAGGCUUGAUUUUUUUUCUCCCCCCUUCUUUCUCUCUCUCCUCCUCUCUCCCUCUUUCUCCUUUCUCACCCGCACUCACGCACACCUCCAAACCGCACACCCAGACGCACACGCACACCCCACCGCCUGGCAGUUAUGUAUUCUCCGCUCUGUCUCACCCAGGAUGAAUUUCAUCCUUUCAUCGAAGCACUUCUGCCCCACGUCCGAGCCUUCGCUUACACAUGGUUCAACCUGCAGGCCCGAAAACGAAAAUACUUCAAAAAACAUGAAAAACGUAUGUCAAAGGAAGAAGAGAGAGCCGUGAAGGAUGAGUUACUAAGUGAAAAACCAGAGGUCAAGCAGAAGUGGGCAUCUCGACUUCUGGCCAAGUUACGGAAAGAUAUCCGACCUGAGUACCGAGAGGAUUUUGUGCUUACAGUUACAGGGAAAAAGCCUCCAUGUUGUGUUCUUUCCAACCCAGACCAGAAAGGCAAGAUGCGAAGAAUUGACUGCCUCCGCCAGGCAGAUAAAGUCUGGAGGUUGGACCUGGUUAUGGUGAUUUUAUUUAAAGGUAUUCCGCUCGAAAGUACUGAUGGUGAGCGCCUUGUAAAGUCCCCACAGUGCUCUAAUCCAGGGCUCUGUGUCCAGCCCCAUCACAUAGGGGUUUCUGUUAAGGAACUCGAUUUAUAUUUGGCAUACUUUGUGCAUGCAGCAGAUUCAAGUCAAUCUGAAAGUCCCAGCCAGCCAAGUGACGCUGACAUUAAGGACCAGCCAGAAAAUGGACAUUUGGGCUUCCAGGACAGUUUUGUCACAUCAGGUGUUUUUAGUGUGACUGAGCUAGUAAGAGUGUCACAGACACCAAUAGCUGCAGGAACAGGCCCCAAUUUUUCUCUCUCAGAUUUGGAAAGUUCUUCAUACUACAGCAUGAGUCCGGGAGCAAUGAGGAGGUCUUUACCCAGCACAUCCUCUACCAGCUCCACAAAGCGCCUCAAGUCUGUGGAGGAUGAAAUGGACAGUCCUGGUGAAGAGCCGUUUUACACAGGCCAAGGGCGCUCCCCAGGAAGUGGCAGUCAGUCAAGCGGAUGGCAUGAAGUGGAGCCAGGAAUGCCAUCUCCAACCACACUGAAGAAGUCGGAGAAGUCUGGUUUCAGCAGCCCCUCUCCUUCGCAGACCUCUUCCCUGGGAACAGCAUUCACACAGCACCACCGGCCUGUCAUUACGGGACCUAGAGCAAGUCCACACGCAACCCCAUCGACUCUUCAUUUUCCGACAUCACCCAUUAUCCAGCAGCCUGGGCCUUACUUCUCACACCCAGCCAUCCGCUAUCACCCUCAGGAGACGCUGAAAGAGUUUGUCCAACUUGUCUGCCCUGAUGCUGGUCAGCAGGCUGGACAGGUGGGGUUCCUCAAUCCCAAUGGGAGUAGCCAAGGCAAAGUGCACAACCCAUUCCUUCCCACCCCCAUGUUGCCACCGCCGCCGCCACCACCGAUGGCCAGGCCUGUGCCUCUGCCGGUGCCAGACACAAAGCCUCCGACCACUUCAACAGAAGGAGGUGCAGCCUCCCCCACCUCACCAACCUACUCGACACCCAGCACCUCCCCCGCAAACCGAUUCGUCAGUGUUGGACCACGGGAUCCAAGCUUUGUAAAUAUCCCUCAACAGACACAGUCUUGGUACCUGGGAUAAAAGUUGCAGCGUCCCACCAUCCACCAGACAGACCACCUGACCCCUUCUCAACUCUGUAACAUGGACGCAUCCUCAACCCAGCGCGGUUACAACUUCACUGUCAGUGGAAGGGGAGAAUCAAAUCAACUUGUACAUGGAAACAGCAAGCAUUAUGGUCAAAGAGCAAAGGCCAUAACCUUUUGGGAUUUUUUUUUUUAACUACUUUAGGGACUGUUGUAAUUUUCUCAUAUGGUGCUGGAAAUGGUUGGGCUUUGUAAUAUUUGAAGUGUUUUCGUGGUAGCGUGAGCAUUAGGUGAUGUGGCUAGAGGAGGUCUGCCCUUGCUCACUGACUUCCGUUGUAACACACUUUCCUUACAGAGCCUGGCUGUUUCACAGUAUUUCAUGAAUUUACCCAUACAGGUGUGAGCCUCCUUGAGCAACCAGGAGGCACAUGGAGAACUAAAUCUUUUGUAGUAGCUGAGAUCUGCAAUAUAUAACUUACGGGACAGUCAAAGGGCAAUGUUUUUCUGUAACAUACUGGAAAAAGAAAAUGCAGUUAUGUUCCUUUUUUAUUUUUUCUUUUAGUUUGGUUUGGUUCAGCAGUCAGCAGUUAAAUAAAUAACAUGGCCCGCAAGGACAGUGAAUCCACUCACAUUGCAGAACAAUUCCGAAAAUGGCAAACUACUACUACUACUAUUCAGUUUUUUAAAAGUUUUGAAAUGCUGCACUUAACAUUUGAAAAAAAAAAAAAACAUUUUUUUUCAACAAUUUCAAUAAUGACACACAAAUUCACAUGGAAAUGGGGAAGAUGGUCUGUUUUGACAGAAACUGACAGGAAUCAAUCAAAACAAUCGAAUUUUGAAUUGAGUAAAGUGCAAUUUCAUUGGAUAGCUAAAUAUCUUUGUAAGAUAGAGAUUGUUGAAAAUUCUAUUUUUGUUUUUCAAGUCCUUUCACCCCAGGACUCUAAAUUAUUGGGGUAAAAAACAGCCUUGCAAGAAAAAGGGGAGCUAUUUUUGCUUUUUAUGUUUUUUAUUGUUAAACUUGUAUCCCUUUAAAAACUGAAGGAAAAUUUAAAAAAAAAAACAAAAAACAAAUCUAAUGGUGCUUUUACCACAAUAUGUUAACUACAUUAAAUGCUAAUUAAUUAUUUUCUGUUAUCAAAGCACAUAACUAAAAUGAAGUCAUGGUAUCUGUUAAUUUUAUAAGCUAGAAGUCACUAUAAUGGAUUAUGCCAAUUCUGAAAAUUUUUACAUGUAUCCGGCAACAUAGGAUUUAUCAGUUAUCAGACACUUCGUUGUACCAGAGAUUGUCCAGAAAUUUUAAAGACCUUUGCGCCCCUGAACUGGGCUAUGGGAAAAACAAACAAAUAAAUAAAUAAAUAAUGAAACCAAUACUGACACAAAUGCUGGUGCCCAUUCAGAUCAAGGGUACUUGUUAGGGAAAACAAAGUUUGCACCCCCAAAUGUCCUGUAUCUUAUGUAAAAAAAAAACAACAAAAAAACAACAAAAAAUAACAAAAAAAAAAAGUGCAAGUGAUUUUUCUACCAGACAGCGAAGCACCCCUUUGCUUCCCAUGCAACUUCAAGAAGGUUUCCUAUACUAUACAUAUAUAUACGUUCUGGUUGGCAAACCCUGCUGAUCAGAGAAAGUCUCUGCAUGUUCUAGUGUUAGUAACUAAUUUUUAUAUAGUUAAUGUAGGAUAAAGUAGAGUGCAUUAAGACACAAUAUUGUAAUCCCUACUCUAGGCACUUGCCUUUAAACUAUGUUUUUCAGCCCUUCAGAAGGGUUCUACUACUGUCCUAUACAAUCAAGUAACUGAAAUUCUUGGGAAGACACUUUGCUCCUCAUCUUUCCCCUGAAACAAUGUUGUUUUGUUUUGUUUUUUUUCCUUAAUUUGCACGAAAACAAAAAUUCCAUAUCAAUGUGCCUUGCCCUGGAUAGCGAUUAUUUGUGGAAUUGUUGCACACGCUCCUCUAUUGAAAGGGGUUUUUCCCUAGUCAAGCAUUUGGAGACACUUUUUGUAAAUGUGACUUUUAUGUCAGCCAUUGUCAGUUUCAACAUCUAGAACUAAAUAGAAAGUUAGUUGUUCCGCAGAUAGGAGUAGUCUUUAUUGUCCUCUGUGGUCAGUGGCAGUGCUAUUCUGAGAUCUGUAGAUGCUUAGAAUAUCAGUAUUUUGGAUGUUGCUGCAUUUUACAAUUUAUUUGGAGUCUUCCUUUAUUCCCUCCCCCAGAUAUAUGAAAAUAUGCAAUACCUGCUUAUAUCGUGUAGAAAAGCUUAGCGAUUAUUAAUUUUUCUUUUAUUUUUUUUAUUUGACCAAAGUCGGUGCUGCACUUGACGCAGUGUGUUUUAGGUGUUUGUCUUUGUACUUUUUUUUGUGAUUUUUGAAUGCACGUGCGCAGGAAGGGCUCCUCUUAGAGAAGCAGUCAAACUGUGAAGCACUAAGCUGACCCUGCUUCAAGCAAUUUUGUUUUUACAACUGUUCCUUUCACAAGCAAGCCUUAAAAAAAAAAAAAGACAACUUCCUUUUUCUUCAGCUCCCACACCCCAUUUUUCUUAGCAGACUGCAGUCAAUCCACAUUCAAUAAAAAGUAUAUAAUGCCCAUUUUUAUAUGCACGUUUUUAAACUUCCAAGUUCUGAAAAUUGUUUACUGGUUAUCUCUAUUUAAGGAAAAAAAAAUAAAAUAAAACAUUUUGGAUUUUCA